Molecule: messenger RNA, 309 nt
Organism: Plasmopara halstedii
Lineage: Eukaryota; Oomycota; Peronosporomycetes; Peronosporales; Peronosporaceae
Exons: 1
Coding region: 1-309 (102 amino acids)
Source: RefSeq, a predicted model, not a curated record
AUGGCAAUCGACCAGGAGCGGCUUAGCAAGGCGGCUGUGGGAUCACAACCAACUUCCUCAAUUUACCACUUAUUUUACAAGCUUACAUUGUUUAGGGCAGAGAUAAAUACUAUUGAUUCUCCAAGAAGGAAGACUAAGAUGACUAUGAUGUCAGCCAUACUUAAGCCGAAGCAUCAGGGUGUAGCGUCGGCAGUUUUUACCUCAAUAGACUGCGAGCAAAACCGGACUAACUCGUGCGGUAUCGUUGGAGACGUUGCAUGUCGAACAUUGAGCGUUUUGAAGCAAGUGAUGUUGUUAGCGCCCGCAUAG